AUGCCGGCCGGAUUCAGUUCGGAUACAAUGGGUCACCCCAACAGGAGGCGCAUAAACAUGCCUUCGAUCAACACCGGAGCGUCGCAGCACCAGGAGAACGGGAUCGCGUCGCCGGGGACCGGCUAUGACAUGCAGUUCACGCCGCUGUUGCCCUCUCAGCUCCUGCUCGGCUCGCCCUUCCAACCUGGGACGCCAAAUGCGUUCGCGUCCCCCCAGUUCGGCAUGCAUGGAGGAUUCUCUCAGCAGACACCCACGUCGGCGAAUCCCAUGUCGCCCACUUUCGGAGGAAUCGGUGCGUCCGGACUGGGUUCGCCUACCGGAUUUGGCCCGCAGUAUGCCACGUACUACCAACAGCAGUCUCCCACUGCAGGCUCUCCCAUGACCCCCGGCAUAGUACCCGGGACGUCGCGGACCGUCUACUUGGGCAACAUUCCACCCGAGACCUCCGCCGAGGAGAUUCUGAGCCAUGUGCGGUCCGGACAAAUCGAGUCCGUCCGUCUGCUCCCCGAUAAGAACUGCGCGUUCAUCUCUUUCCUCGACAGCUCCUCGGCUACCCACUUCCACUCGGAUGCCAUCUUGAAGAAGUUGGCUAUCCGCGGUCAGGAUAUCAAGGUCGGCUGGGGCAAGCCAUCGCAGGUGCCAACCUCGGUUGCGAUUGCCGUCCAGCAGUCGGGCGCUUCGCGGAAUGUCUACUUGGGUAACCUUCCGGAAGACGUGUCUGAGGAAGAGCUCCGUGAGGAUCUGGGCAAAUUCGGGCCCAUCGACACCGUUAAGAUCGUUCGCGAGAAAGCUAUCGGUUUCGUCCACUUCCUCUCCAUCGGCAAUGCGAUCAAAGCUGUCAACCAGCUCCCACAAGAGCCGAAAUGGCAGACUCCUCGUCGCGUCUACUACGGCAAGGAUCGAUGCGCGUACGUCUCCAAGACUCAGCAGCAGAAUGCCGCCCAGUACCUCGGAAUCGCCCCUGGCUACGCCCAUCUCCUCAACAGCGCCGACAAGGAGAUGAUCUCGACGGCUCUCGCUCAGCAGUCCGCUGCAGCCGCCGCCGUCGCCACAUCUGCGGGAGGUAUCAACAACCUCGGCAACCGCACGGUGUACCUUGGCAACAUUCACCCCGAGACGACCAUCGAGGAGAUCUGCAAUGUUGUCCGCGGAGGACUGUUGCACCAUAUUCGGUACAUCCCCGACAAGCACAUCUGCUUUGUCACCUUUAUCGAUCCUACCGCUGCCGCGAGCUUCUACGCUCUGUCCAACAUUCAGGGUCUGAUGAUCCACAACCGACGCCUCAAGGUCGGAUGGGGCAAGCACUCAGGAGCUCUGCCUCCUGCGAUUGCCUUGGCCGUGUCUGGCGGUGCGAGUCGGAAUGUGUACAUUGGAAACUUGGACGAGACGUGGACCGAGGACCGCCUCCGUCAAGACUUCUCGGAGUACGGCGAAAUCGAACUCGUCAACACCCUCCGCGAGAAGAGUUGCGCCUUUGUCAACUUCACCAACAUAGCCAACGCUAUCAAGGCGAUCGAGGCUGUCCGGAGUAGAGACGAGUACAAGCGAUUCAAGAUUAACUUCGGAAAGGAUAGAUGUGGCAACCCUCCCAGACAGGCCACCAAUGGAAACCACCAGUCCGGAACUCCCACUUCGUCCGGUCACCCUCCGCUUCCCAGUAGCAGUCCGGUAAACGGACAGUCGCUGCAGCCCAGUCUCUCUCACUCCGGCUCUGGUGGUAGUCCCGCCCAGCUCAGUCCUGCUGGCAUGCACUCCAACAGCCCUGGAUACGGAACGCCGACCACCCCAGGAAUGAAUGGCCUCAACCCCGCUGCCAACCCGCUCCAGGUCUACUUGGCCCAGCAGCAACAGCAGCAAGAGGCGGCUGCCUACGCGUCGAACCUCCAGCAACAGCUUGCCGCCCAAGCAGCUGCUGUAUACGGUCAGCAGAGCUCACAAUUCGACUCCAUUGGCCAGGCCGCUAAUUCGGCUUCGGAUGGUUUAGGACACAACAACGGCAACGGAAUGGGAAUGAACCAGAACCUCCGGGUUGGAGGCCAGCACAGCCGCGCCUUGAGCAUGCCGGCCAUCAGCCACCAGGGACAGCACGGCCUCGGCGUCAAUGGAUACGGAGGAAUGACUGGAUGGGCUGAGGAGGAGAUGCACUAG
Messenger RNA from Tricharina praecox, 2148 nucleotides. RefSeq lists its product as uncharacterized. Gene Ontology annotation, biological process: mRNA splicing, via spliceosome. The transcript has a single exon. Lineage: Eukaryota; Fungi; Ascomycota; Pezizomycetes; Pezizales; Pyronemataceae. Gene Ontology annotation, molecular function: mRNA binding. Gene Ontology annotation, cellular component: cytoplasmic stress granule. The record is from RefSeq and is a predicted model, not a curated record. Bases 1 to 2148 code for a protein of 715 amino acids.